AUGAGCGGCAGUCUGGACCCGACGGUGCAGUAUGAGCUGCUAGACCGUAUCGGAGGAGGAGCCUUCGGAGAUGUCUACAAGGGAGUGAACACCCACACGGACGAAGUGGUGGCCAUUAAGAUCAUUGAUUUGGAGUCUGCAGCCGAUGAGAUCGAGGACGUGCAGCAGGAGAUCCAUGUGCUGUCACAAUGUUCUUGCGAUCAACUCACAAUGUACUCAGGGUCUUUUAUUGCAGGGACGAAACUAUGGAUCAUUAUGGAGUUUCUAUCGGGCGGAUCGGUGUCGGAUAUUAUGCGCAAUGGUCCAUUGGACGAGGCAUUCAUCGCUAUUAUCUUGCGUGAGCUAUUGAAAGGACUCGAGUAUCUGCACUCGGAAAAGAAAAUCCACCGCGACGUCAAAGCUGCGAAUGUAUUACUGAGCGGAGAUGGUCACGUCAAGCUGGCGGAUUUUGGAGUUACCGGGCAAAUCACAGAGACAAUGACGAAGCGCAACACGGCAGUGGGGACUCCGUUUUGGAUGGCGCCUGAGGUCAUCCAAGAGUCCGAAUAUGACUUUAAAGCGGACAUUUGGUCCUUAGGUAUCACCGCGAUCGAGAUGGCGAAAGGUGUACCUCCGUUAGCUGACAUCCAUCCCAUGAAAGUGCUGUUCAUGAUCCCGACGAUGGACCCACCCGUGUUAGAAGGCAGUUUUUCGCCUCGAUUCGUUGAUUUUGUGUCGUGCUGUCUACAAAAGCCCCCACAAGACAGACCAACAGCGACCGAGCUACUGCAACACCCCUUCAUCCGCUCCGCCAAGCAUAUAUCUCAUCUCACGGAGCUAUUGGAUCGGAAUCAAUUAGAAGAUCAGCAGCAAGACGACCACGAGGACGGAGAUUACCACAGCAAAGACUAUAGCUACAACAAUGGUCGUGUCGAGAACGGGUUCGUGCACAACAGCUAUAACCCCCCUCUGAGCGGCGGUCGUGAUGACACUCUGCCAUCAUACGGCCAGCGGGAUAGCGGUAAGCGUCAUGCUCGAGAUGCAUCAGUGGGCAGCGGAUGGGAUUUCAAUACUAUCCAGGAAGACUCGGUCGACGCUAACUCGAACGCCGAAACAAUAACGACAUCGGCAUUGGCAGCACCAGUUCACGAACUUGAGUACGAGGACCAGGACGACGACGAAGACGAAGCAUUCAAUAGCGUUGUGAAGCCUGCGAUCAGUGACGUACUGGAGCGUAUUCUCAAUCCUCCCACUAUUGGGUUCAUGUCGCCGACACAUUGUGACGCUGCAGAGGCUGCUACCGAAGUGCAAGAAGAUCUUCUCUUUGAGUUGCUGCACGUGUUUGACAACGUAAGUCAACAGAAAGGCCUACUCCGGCAAGUGCUGCGGAGUCUGGCAGACUACACAAACGCAAUGAUGCCUCCAGCCAACGCGAACGUAACAGGGAACUUGAGUUGA
Molecule: messenger RNA, 1437 nt
Organism: Phytophthora infestans T30-4
Lineage: Eukaryota; Oomycota; Peronosporomycetes; Peronosporales; Peronosporaceae
Product: protein kinase, putative
Exons: 5
Coding region: 1-1437 (478 amino acids)
Biological process (GO): protein phosphorylation
Molecular function (GO): ATP binding; protein kinase activity
Source: RefSeq, a predicted model, not a curated record